AUGGGAGCUAAAGGAACUGUUCUUGUGACCGGAGCCAACGGCUACAUUGCCGCGCGGACGGUUGAGGCGUUACUAAAGGCCGGGUACUCCGUCAGGGGCACCGUGAGAUCGCUCUCGUCUGCCACCGAGGUAAAGCAAGCCCUUGCUGAGUACGGGGCCAAACUCGAGUUUGUCGAAGUGCCGGAUAUUACCCUCCCCAGUGCUUUUGACAAGGCGGUUAAAGGAGUCAACGCCAUUGCGCAUCUCGCAUCACCCGUGUCCUUUGACUUUACGGACCCCGAGCCCGUUCUCCACAGCGCCAUCAACGGCACGGUCCGCGUCCUCGAAUCCGCAAAGAAGGAACCAAACAUCAAGAAUUUUGUUCUGAUGUCCUCCGUCACGGCCAUCUUCGAGCCGAAAUCGGAGGACUACACUUUCACCGAAGCCGAUUGGAACACGGCCGCCGAAAAUGUUGUGGCCGAGCUUGGUAAAGCCACGCCUGGCCGGGUCAUCUACACCGCGAGCAAGGUAGCAGCCGAGAGAGCCAUGUGGAACUUUCGGGAUGAGCACAAGCCGAGCUUCACUCUCACGGCGAUAAACCCCUGUUUCGUCACCGGUCCACCCCUGGUGGUUCCCGCAUCGGCCGAUAAGAUCAGCAUGUCGAACCGCCUUAUCCCCGACGUAUUCACUGGAAACGCCCUGGCACAGGCAGGCUUCCCCGGCUCCGACAGCUACGUCGACAUCCGCGACGUGGCUCGUCUUGUCGUAUUUGCUGUCGAGCAUGGCGACAAGACCAACAACGAGCGGUUUCUGGCUGCGGCAUAUUACUCGCCGGCGCAGGCUGUGGCCGAUAUUCUCCGGAAGGAGUUCCCUGAAAGAGCCGGAACCAUCGAGCAAGGGACCCCUGGUGAGGGCUAUGCCCCCGAUUACCGGUUCCCUAAGCAGGUGGUGUUUGAUGGCACCAAAGCAGUUAGGGUCACUGGCCAGGACUACAUUCCGUGGCGCCAGACCGUGUUGGAUACGAUCGAGAAGUUGCGGCCUGUUCUAGUGUAAUUGUAAGAAGGGGUAGUAAGAUACU
Messenger RNA from Chaetomium fimeti, 1057 nucleotides. RefSeq lists its product as uncharacterized. The coding region runs from base 1 to 1032 and encodes 343 amino acids. The record is from RefSeq and is a predicted model, not a curated record. Gene Ontology annotation, molecular function: oxidoreductase activity, acting on the CH-OH group of donors, NAD or NADP as acceptor. The transcript has 3 exons. NCBI's taxonomy places the organism in Eukaryota, Fungi, Ascomycota, Sordariomycetes, Sordariales, Chaetomiaceae.